This is a messenger RNA of Papilio polytes (common Mormon), 807 nucleotides long. It is a transcript of the gene CPR70, whose product is annotated as larval cuticle protein A1A-like. NCBI's taxonomy places the organism in Eukaryota, Metazoa, Arthropoda, Insecta, Lepidoptera, Papilionidae. Gene Ontology annotation, cellular component: extracellular matrix. The record is from RefSeq and is a predicted model, not a curated record. The transcript has 2 exons. The coding region runs from base 94 to 741 and encodes 215 amino acids.
CCCGACGACGGUAUAUAUACUCUGGUGAACCCAACAGGAGCAUAGUCACACUCGGCUUCUUCAAACCAUCCCAUCCUCUCUCAACCAUCAACAAUGGCCUUUAAGUUCGUCGUCUUCUCCUGCCUAUUGGCUUUCGCCCGAGCCAGCGCUCCCGUGGUCGCCGCUCCUUUGGCUGCCGCUCCCGUGGUGGCUGGGCCCGCGCUUGCCAAGCUUGAAGAGUUUGAUCCCGCUCCCCAAUACCGGUUCGGAUACGACGUAGCCGACGCCCUCACCGGCGACUACAAGAGUCAAACUGAGCAGCGCGACGGCGAUCUGGUCCAGGGCUCGUAUUCCCUCGUCGAUCCCGAUGGCACCCGUCGUAUCGUCGACUACUCCGCUGAUUCUAUCAACGGAUUCAAUGCUGUAGUACGUAAAGAGCCCCUUGUGGCUGCCGCGCCCGCUGUAGUCGCUGAACCCGCCGUAGUACCGGCCCGCAUUGCUGCCGCCCCAGUAGUCGCUGCCAAGUACGCCGCCCCCGUCGCCCCAGUGGUCGCCGCCAGGUACGCUGCCGCCCCUGUCGCGCCGGUAGCCGCUCCCCUGAGUUACGCCGCCUACACUGCGCCAGUUGCCAGGGUAGCCGCCUACACUUCGGCCGUGCCUGUUGCCUACUCCGCGCCGGUCGCCAGGGUAGCGUCCCCUCUGUACUCCCCUGUGGCGAGGUUUGCUGCUCCUUACGCCGCCGCCCCCGUUGUUGCUGUUUAAGUCUCAAACAAUUAUGGACUGAUUUUAUUGAUUGAAUGAACAAUAAACUUUUUUAACUGGGAAAAA